Molecule: messenger RNA, 1934 nt
Organism: Photinus pyralis (common eastern firefly)
Lineage: Eukaryota; Metazoa; Arthropoda; Insecta; Coleoptera; Lampyridae
Exons: 5
Coding region: 96-1904 (602 amino acids)
Source: RefSeq, a predicted model, not a curated record
AAAACUGCAAUUAACUUGAGAAGAUUAUAAGAUCGCGGGGUCAUCGUCAGUGCGAUACAUUAUCGAAGUGUAUCACUAUAAUUCCUUCCGAAGGAAUGAUAAUUUUGGGUGUGUUUUUUGUCGCCGUUUUGACGUCAGAGGGCGUCUUCUCUGGAACCACCAAGUACGAUGACGAUUUCUCCUUUAUUGAAGUAUGGGAAGAAAUCGAAGAGGAGAUCAAGCAAGUUACUUUUCAUUUGAGGAAUUCCAUAGAGGAUCAGCGUGAGUAUGUCCAGCCGGUUGUUGAGCAGUGUGAAAAGCUGGCAACUAUCACCGGUAACGUGAUUGGACAACUGGAGGAGGAAACGAUUGAUCACGAAAUGGGGGACAUAAUCUUCAAGCGCGUGAUGUACCUUUUUCACGAGGUGUACAACGCUUUACACCGCGUUGGCUUGCUUCACAACGGCUUUGAGUUAAAAAGCGGGCUAAUCUACAACUUGGAGGUAACUAGCGAAUACAUGGAGCAGUUAGUUUACAUCGCAAAGACAUACUGUCCACAACUACGUGCCGUUUUGAGAACCCUAUUGGUCGACAUUUUAAGAGGCGUCCAAGGGUUUCCCAAACGUGCGGGAAUACUAGAGCAAAACGUGAUUAUUUACGAAAGUCCAAACCGUAUGGUAUCCCAAAUUAAAAUACUCACCGAGGAGUUCAUCCGUCUUCUCAAUGAGUGCGAACACAUCGAAGAAGCCCGAAUGGUAUUUCGCGGAUUUACAAGAUACCUACAAGAAAUUGUCCAAAAGCUAUAUGUCGCCGCAAUUCCGGACAUUAGAGUCACGGACAUUACUCAAAACUUAGAGUUGAUGAUAAAGACUCUCACCGAAUUAAUUUCACGAGAGAGUUCAAACAUUGAGCGCUUUAAAAAAGAAAUUGCCGUUGAAUUGGGUGAUGUGAACGAAGCAUUUGAAAGAUUGUUAGUGUUAUUAAAUACCGAUGGCUGUUCGGCGGGCCUCAGGAGUUUUCUGGAGACCGUUAUCUAUUUCUACUACUAUUCGAUUAAACAAACUCAUUUCGAAAUUAGAACCGCAUAUAAAAUCGCGUUUUAUGGACGUGCCGAGUUUUCGGAAGGAGACGAUUCUCUGGGAGGCGAUCUUUUCGAAAUUGCUACUCCAAAAGAGUCUGUAAUCAAAAUUCAAAGGCUCAUCAAAGAGGUCAUACCUAUUGCUGAUCGUCAGCAAUUUGUUGAAACUCUCGAACGCAUGGCUGCCAAAAUUGACGCCGAGAUUAAAACAGGUCACUUAUUACGCACGGAAAUUGCAAUGGGUGCACUCUCUCGGUUGUUGAAGACCCAGGCCAGUUCUAAGGGGGACCUUGCGGAAGUUGCUGAAACAGUUGCAGGCGAGCUAGCUAAGCUUGCCGUGAUCGAUAAGAUGCAGAACAACGGCUUUGAGCAUCUCUUACUGAAAGAGAUUUGCAUGGACUUUUUAGACUGCUUGCGUGGUGUCGUAGUAUCUGCGGAAGCACUUGUUGCAGAGAUUCAAAAAGUUGUCAGUUCCUUUAACAAACUAAACGAUACCCUAAUUACUGAUUAUUGCCUCCGCGAGUUUAGCAAGGUGCUCGAAUAUGUUUCGGACAAAAUUGACAAAGAGGUAAAAGUGGGGCAUCUACCCAACACCGAAGAGAUCAUGCGGAAAUUUUCUGCGUACCUAAAAAUUGUGAAAAGCGGUCUGGAUGGCGGCGGGGAGCGGUACGAGUUUCGUGACGUGGCUGGGAUGGUGUCCUUGGAAUUGGGUCAAGUGAUUAUGACUGAGAAGGCUCAAGGCGGAAAGUUCGAGGAUCUCGUGCUCAAAGAUGUUUGUCUUCAAUUUUUGAACUUUUUCCGUAGCAUUUCCUAUAACCUGCAGUUGUACCAUGACAAAAUCGUUUAAAAUUUUAAAAUAAAUUCAUUAUCACUAUUA